Molecule: messenger RNA, 3102 nt
Organism: Spodoptera exigua (beet armyworm)
Lineage: Eukaryota; Metazoa; Arthropoda; Insecta; Lepidoptera; Noctuidae
Source: the annotation of a GenBank genome assembly
AUGUCGGACUCGGAGGAUCUCUUCAAUUUUGUACCCAUGAAUCAACCAGUCCAACAAACCACUGGACAGAAGACGCUGGGUCUCGCUCGCAAGAGAUCAAAAACAGAUCAGACAUUCUAUCAAUUUAUAAAGAAGCCUGUUUCUCGUGGAACGAAAAUAAUAAAAAUAGAAAUCUAUGAUACAGACAGUUUUCAAAAAUCCGAACAGCCGAUGUGUAAUUACUGCGUCUAUUUCGAGACGUCGUCGACGUCUCCGUACCAGAUCCGACGGAUAGAAGAGCUGAACAAGACGCCGUCUGGGAACGUGGAAGCAAAAGUCAUGUGCUUCUACAGGCGGCGAGACCUUCCAAAUCCUCUUAUACAGUUAGCUGAUAAGCAUCAAAGAUAUGUUAACACGUUAAACGCCAUGGGGGUCACCGCUAGCGGAGGAUUUGCCUUCAACAGUUUUCUGUCGGCAGUCAAAGGCAAAGUGGCCCAGUCGGAAGACUCACCAAUCGCGAUGAAACUCAAGAAAAUAUGCCUUAAAACGCCGGUCGGCGAGGAACAAGCAGCACAAGCAGUCCUCGACCCUGCGCUAGCGGCGAUGGAGGAGGAAUCUAGCGAGUUGCCAGGCACGGACGGCCUGGCGCCCAAACAGCGGCACCAGGCGAAACACCGGGAGCUGUUCUUAUCUCGGCACGUGGAAACACUGCCGGCAACACACAUACGCGGCAAGUGCACCGUCACGUUGCUCAACGAGACGGAGUCGCUGCUCAGCUAUCUCAAUAAGGAUGACGCAUUUUUUUAUUGUUUAGUAUUUGAUCCUUCACAAAAGACUUUAUUAGCAGAUAAGGGAGAAAUCAGAGUUGGAAGUAGAUAUCAGACUGAAGUAACUAAUUUAUUAAAAGAUGGCGAAGAGGAUGUCCGCAACAGUGAGGAUUUGGAGACACUGGUGUGGACGCCGGAGCACGGGCUGACAGACCGGCAGAUCGACCAGUUCCUGGUCGUGUCGCGCUCCGUCGGAACCUUCGCGCGCGCCCUCGACUGCUCCUCCUCCGUCAAGCAGCCCUCGCUGCACAUGUCCGCCGCCGCAGCCAGCCGAGACAUCACACUCUUCCACGCGAUGGAUACCCUGCACAAAUCAGGCUACAGCAUAGAGUCUGCUCUAUCCUCGCUAGUGCCCGCAUCGGGCCCAGUACUUUGUCGCGACGAGAUGGAAGAGUGGUCUGCCUCCGAGGCCAAUCUCUUCGAGGAGGCGCUUGACAAGUACGGCAAGGACUUCGCUGAUAUACGGCAGGACUUUUUGCCAUGGAAGACGCUAAAGAACCUUGUAGAGUACUACUACAUGUGGAAGACGACGGACCGCUACGUACAACAAAAACGCGUCAAGGCGGUCGAGGCCGAGUCCAAGUUGAAACAAGUGUACAUUCCCAACUAUAACAAGCCGAACCCGGCGCUGAUAACCAGCAACAGUAGCAGCGGCAAGGCGCCCGCCGUGCUCAACGGGGGCACCAACGGUACCGCCACCGUCACCGCCGCGCAACUCUGCGCCUCCUGCCAAGUGACAAAUUCUAACCAGUGGUACACAUGGGGACCGCAGCAUUUACAAUACAGACUUUGCGGCACAUGCUGGCAAUACUGGAAAAAGUAUGGAGGUCUCAAGACCGCUGGAGUCUUCGGCGAGACCGAAGUAGAAGCCGCGAAAGGUCCUCGCGGCGAAGGCGAAGACACCGCACUGUCCGUGUCUCAUCGUCCACAUCGCUGUACUGUUCUUAAUUGUGCUAAGGAGUUCAAGUUGCGCGCGCACCUGGCGCGGCACGUGGCGACGGCGCACGGCAGCGGCGAGGGCGCGCGCCCCGUCAUGAAGACGCGCGCCGCCUUCUACCUGCGCGCCUCGCCCUUCACGAGGCUCGCGCGCAGACUCACGCGCGCGCUGCGCCGUCCGCGCCACUACGCGCGCUCGCCCUUCUCGCCCAUCAACCUCGCGCAGGUCAAACACGAGUGCUCCGCCGCCAUGGCGGCCCUCGGCGGGCCCGAGCUGCGUGCGGCCGGCGCGCCGGGCGCUGGCACGCCGCGCGUCCGGGGCCCCGUGGGCGCCGUGGCGGCGCGCCUGGCUUCCGCGCGCGGCGGGCCCGUGCCGGCGGCGCGACACGACUGGCUGGCGCUUACGCCGCGCGACGCCAUGCCGGCCCCUCCACACGUCGCCUUCCCCAAGCCGCCAAAGGCGCCCGACGGCAGCCUGAUGUAUGAACGUGUAUUGUCUCGCGCUGAAAUAGAAGCCCGCCGCGCAGAAGCUGCGCCUGCGCAACCCCUAAAACGACGCGCCUACGAUGACAUUAAUGGCCUCGACAGAGGCGGCGGGGCGCGCGAGGGCGGCGAGUGCGCGGCGCCGCCGCCGGCCAAGCGGCCCAACAAGCACCCGGCGCCCAUGCAGCGGCCGUCGCGCGAGCAGUACGCCGCCAUGUGCGCCCGCGCGCAGGCCACCGGACAGCCGCUGCCCGCGCAUGUCUUCACGCACGUCAACGGCAAGCCGACCAACAUAAGCGGCAGGGGUGGCCGCAGGCACGUCAUCUCCUGGAUGGACGCGCCAGACGACCUCUACUUCCGAGCGAAUGAGACCGCCAAGAUGGCACGACGCAGCCUAUCGUGCGGUGAGCUCCGACGUGGCGCGCGCGCCCCCUGGCGAGCGCUGCGCGGGGGCGCGGGGAGCGCGGGGGGCGCUGGGGGCGCGGCGAGCGUGAAGGCGGCGGGCGGCGCGGCGCCGCUGCAGCUGGUGAUCCUGGACUGACAGCCGGCGCCGCGCCCCCGGCCCCCGCCGCCCCCGCACCCCUACACCAUGGAGGCGCUGCUCGGCUGAGCGCGCCCGCUGUAUAUUCGCGCUGUACAUACCCCGCGAGGCCGCCGUCGCCGGGGACCGAACGAAGAUUGUAUUUUUGGUAAUCGAAUCGCCGAGGACGGAUUCUGUAGAUAAUAUUUUAAACUAUAUUGUUCUUAUGUGGUUUGAUCUGGCGUCGAGCAAAAUAAUGUAUUUGAUACAUAAAACGAUAUGUAAGUCUAAUUCAUUCGGAGAUUCAUUGUAGGAUAAUUUACAAUUUUUUUCAUAAAUAAAGCACAAAUUGAAAUA